This is a messenger RNA of Pelobates fuscus (common spadefoot toad), 3313 nucleotides long. It is a transcript of the gene CSNK1D, whose product is annotated as casein kinase 1 delta. Gene Ontology annotation, biological process: peptidyl-serine phosphorylation; positive regulation of canonical Wnt signaling pathway; spindle assembly. Gene Ontology annotation, molecular function: ATP binding; protein serine/threonine kinase activity. The transcript is spliced from 10 exons. Gene Ontology annotation, cellular component: nucleus; cytoplasm; spindle microtubule. The record is from RefSeq and is a predicted model, not a curated record. Lineage: Eukaryota; Metazoa; Chordata; Amphibia; Anura; Pelobatidae. The coding region runs from base 283 to 1512 and encodes 409 amino acids.
GCUUGUUGCUAGGUGGAGUGACGUCACGAGCACUAUCUGACAGCCUUUCUCGGGCUUGUUUACCGGGAGCGGAGGAGACUCGGGUAUAAUCCGCUGUAAUCCUUCCGCUGGGAGCGGCGGCGGACGGCGAGAGAGGCUGGGACACCCAGAGCAGGCUGCGCACUGUCACCCCAGCCCCAUAUUGUGGACUCUGGUCACCGAUGACACCUGGGAACCGAUGGUGAAAAGUGCGCCGGGGACGGAAGCUGAUUGCGGGGAGAAGGAGAGGGCCUGAGCGGGGACAUGGAGCUGAGAGUGGGGAACCGGUACCGGCUAGGCCGCAAGAUCGGCAGCGGCUCGUUUGGAGACAUUUACCUGGGUACCGAUAUUGCUGCGGCAGAAGAAGUGGCCAUUAAAUUGGAAUGUGUCAAAACAAAGCAUCCUCAGCUCCACAUAGAGAGCAAGAUUUACAAAAUGAUGCAAGGAGGAGUGGGAAUUCCUACCAUAAAGUGGUGUGGAGCGGAGGGGGAUUACAAUGUUAUGGUCAUGGAAUUACUGGGACCCAGUCUUGAAGAUCUCUUUAAUUUCUGCUCCAGGAAAUUUAGCUUGAAAACAGUUCUUCUCCUCGCUGACCAGAUGAUUAGCCGUAUUGAGUAUAUUCAUUCCAAAAACUUCAUCCAUCGCGAUGUGAAACCAGAUAAUUUUUUGAUGGGGCUUGGGAAAAAAGGAAACCUUGUGUAUAUUAUCGAUUUUGGGCUCGCCAAAAAAUAUCGAGACGCUCGCACACACCAGCACAUCCCCUAUCGUGAAAACAAGAAUUUGACAGGAACUGCCCGUUAUGCUUCUAUCAAUACUCACCUUGGUAUAGAGCAAUCUCGCAGAGACGAUCUGGAGUCUUUAGGGUAUGUCCUUAUGUAUUUUAACUUGGGUUCCCUCCCAUGGCAAGGGCUGAAAGCUGCUACCAAAAGGCAAAAAUAUGAGCGGAUCAGUGAAAAGAAAAUGUCAACGCCUAUCGAGGUGCUCUGCAAAGGUUAUCCAUCCGAGUUUGCCACCUACCUGAACUUCUGCCGGUCUUUGCGCUUUGAUGAUAAGCCCGACUAUUCCUACCUACGACAGCUCUUCCGGAAUUUGUUCCACCGCCAAGGCUUUUCCUACGACUAUGUGUUUGACUGGAACAUGCUGAAAUUUGGUGCAAGUCGUGCAGCUGAAGAUGCAGAACGCGAAAGGAGAGAGCGCGAGGAACGCUUGAGACACUCCCGCAAUCCUGCUACUCGCGGUUUACCUUCUACUGCUUCUGGCAGAGUGAGAGGUGCCCAAGAGGUCACACCACCAACUCCCCUCACUCCAACCUCUCACACUGCAAACACUUCUCCCCGUCCUGUGUCCGGGAUGGAACGCGAGCGGAAAGUGAGCAUGAGACUGCAUCGCGGCGCACCAGUCAAUGUCUCUUCAUCUGAUCUAACCGGCCGACAAGAUACCUCUCGCAUGUCAACUUCUCAGAAUAGCAUUCCUUACGAACAUCACGGCAAGUAGCUGCUCUCCUCGUGCUCGGUUGAAGGCAGUGCCGGAUUCCCAGUCGGGUGGCCUCCAGUGGUCUUCCAUCAACAGUACACCGAUGAACACAUUCCCGUGGAGAAGAGAGCGCAUGGCUGGGCUUUGGAUGGUUUCCAAAGCAAAAACAAAAAAAAUGUAAAAAAAAAUAAAUCUUUCUAAAAGCAACCAAAUCCAAACAAAGCUUUAGAUGCUUUUACCAGGCCGAUCUCGUGACAGGGUUACAUUACUAGCUGCUGAAAUGGGACUCCGUGGAGGCAGGGUCAGCAGGUGUAGUGUGGAGCCCUCUAGUGACACUUUCAGCAGAAAUGGCAGAGUUGACUAUUUUUCUUUUUUUCUUUCUUGUAACUUUUUUUUUAUUUUUAAUUUUUUUAUAACGUCAAUUUAAGGAUUGCCAUUUUAUUUUAUCUUUCAAGGGCCCUUUUUAUUCUACUGUAUCUAUAUGUUUUUUAUAUCUGUUUGCUAAAACCACUUCUAUUUGUGCCAGGUUUGUCCGUCUCUCUUUCGUGAAAACGAUCUGGAAUUGAGGUUCUGUUGCGGCAACAACUGUGGGCAUAAAAGAUAUAGGAGCAUGAGUGGGCUUUAAAAUUACUUUGUUUUGUUUUCUUAAAUUGUAUCUAGCUUGUGUUCUUUAAACUAAUUUAAUGUUUUGUACAUUUUUGUUCUCUUUAUUUUUCUUUUCUCUUGGAGUGCAACAAGGGAUGAUCGUUUCUUGAGAUUAAAUACAAGCUGAAGAUUGCGAUGGGUGGUUUUUAGGAGAAUUUCUGACUUGUGCGUCUUUUGUGCGAAAGGUUUUAACUGUACAGUUACAGAGUUCUGGAGCAAAGCUGUGCAUUUAUCACCAACCAACCCUUAAUGGAAUACAUUUAUAAGGAAAACACUUUGUGUAAAGUAUUUUGUUUUCUAUGUAUGCUAGCCGAGGCUGUUAGAAAGUACACACAGUGACAUUUUUCCUCCGUUUAAAAAAAAACCUCAUUCAAAAAUGAUGGCCACGUUUUGUUGUUGUUUUUUGUCCUCCCUCCCUCCCUCCUAUUGUAAAAAUAACAAUGAUAUCUUCUUGAAAAUGUUUUUGUUUCCUUAAUCAGCAGUUCUCGCCCCCUCCUCUCGAGGGAUGCAAACUCACCUAGCCUUUUCGAGAGCCAAAUGUGGGGUAGCACUUGCACCCUCUAGCACUAAAAGCUAAACAACUGCUCACUGUGCAAUAUUGUCUACGGUGUGGGGAGGUAUCCAGCUGUUUGUUUUUCGGAUGUCAUUUUAAAAAGCGAAAUUGAUGCUCUUUAUUCCGCAGGCAGCAUACAAUUCUUUUUGACCUUUUUAUGGUACAGGGCGGCGUCCUGUUUGCUAGAUGGAUAUAUACACAUUAGGUGGGCGUUUGUGUUCUUGUUGUAAGAGCGUUAGUUCCAAGUAUUUCUACAUAUUUGAGGAUUGUAACGGAAAGACUUGUAAGUGUAUGCUAGUCAACAUGUAAUAUUUUUCUGCAUGUCACCACGUUAUUUGUACAAUUCUUCACGCGUGUGUUUUAUGUAAAUAUCUGUGAAUGUCAUGUUUCUGAAACUUUUUUCUAACCACUGUACACAAAUUCUUUGCGUAUUUGAAAACAUUAAAUUUCAGUGGGGGGGAGAAAGGGGGAACGCUUCAACCCUCACUUGCCAUAAUUACAGAAUGUUUUCAUGGGAUCUGAUAAAAUCCUGUCUAUCGAUACUUAUUGUUCACAAACCAAUUUGUAUCACUACUGUAUUUGUGUACUUUACAAAGUGUGUAAAUAAUAAAUCCGUAACUUCUA